Prunus armeniaca (apricot) is the source of this 813-nucleotide messenger RNA. Lineage: Eukaryota; Viridiplantae; Streptophyta; Magnoliopsida; Rosales; Rosaceae. The record is from the annotation of a GenBank genome assembly.
AUGGGGGAACACUUUGUAUUGUUGGUGGAUCGAUUAAUCACCGAAUCCACGUUAGAAGCUGCAAUUGAGAGCAGGAACCGGUCGAUGCAAGCCACAUCCUCAGCAAUCGACAAAGCUAAAAUUGAUGGCUGUUGCCAGAAAAUAAUAGAUGUUCAGGAUAUAUCAUCCUUAACUGGGAAGCUAGUAGAAUGCAGAAUAUGCCAGGACGAGGAUCAAGAUUCAAACAUGGAGACACCCUGCUCUUGCUGUGGCAGCUUAAAGUAUGCGCACCGCAGAUGUGUACAGAGGUGGUGCAAUGAGAAAGGUGACACAGUGUGUGAGAUAUGCCACCAGCAAUUCAAACCUGGUUAUACAGCUCCUCCUCCACUGUUUCAAUUCGGGCGUAUACCUAUGAACUUCAGGGGAAACUGGGAGAUUUCGCAAAGGGACAGCCCGCGCAUUAUAGCAAUGGUUUCAACCGACCGUGCUUUCCUGAAUACUAAUCCUGACUACGAUGAGUAUUCAGCUUCUACUGCAAGAAAUGUGUUAUGCUGUCGUUCACUCGCUUUCAUCUUCAUGAUCCUGCUGAUUCUACGGCAUACGCUUCCUCUCAUAAUCAAUGGAAACAAAGAAUACUCUUUCCCAUUCGUUAUGUUGUUGCUUUUACGAACUCUUGGGAUUGUGCUGCCAAUAUAUGUAAUUUUGAGGGCAGUAACUGCUAUUCAGCGCCGCCGAGGCCAUCAAGAUCUUUCCACUUCCUCUGAUGAAGAAACAGAACCUUCAAUCCUUCAGCCUGAGCUUGAGCCCCAACCCCAUGUCAUUCGUGUUCACUAA